Molecule: messenger RNA, 992 nt
Organism: Phalaenopsis equestris
Lineage: Eukaryota; Viridiplantae; Streptophyta; Magnoliopsida; Asparagales; Orchidaceae
Product: probable ribose-5-phosphate isomerase 3, chloroplastic
Exons: 2
Coding region: 90-935 (281 amino acids)
Biological process (GO): pentose-phosphate shunt, non-oxidative branch
Molecular function (GO): ribose-5-phosphate isomerase activity
Source: RefSeq, a predicted model, not a curated record
ACGCUUACGUACUCAAAAUUUUCCCCUUCCGCAGUCCCUCUUCUCCCAGCUUCUACUCCGCCCAGAAGUCGCCUUCCCCUCUCCUCCCCAUGGCAGCGAUGAGCUCAUCGAUCAGCCCUUCAUCGACCUUCUCCUCCACCUCCACUGACAACCUCCGCCCCCAUGCCGCCAAAACCGGCGGCAGCGUCUGCUGCCUUUCUACCCCUUGCCCAACAUCACCGACCACCGGCAUCUCACUAGUAAAUCUCAAGAAGGUCGCAGCUAUCAAGGCCGCCGAGUACGUUAAGAGCGACAUGGUUCUAGGUCUUGGCACCGGAAUCACUGCCGGCUUCUUCGUCGCUGAAAUUGGAGCCCUUCUUUCCGCCGGAAAGCUCCGUGGCAUCGUCGGCGUGCCUACCUCUAAGCGUACAUCCGAGCUUGCAAAAUCUGCAGGUAUCCCAUUGUCUAACCUCGACGAGUACCAGCGGAUCGAUCUCGCCAUUGACGGGGCAGAUGAAGUAGAUCCCAAUCUUAAUCUUGUGAAGGGACGGGGUGGUGCUCUUCUUCGAGAAAAGAUGGUUGAGGCGGCAUCCGAUAAGUUUGUCGUGGUCAUUGAUGACUCGAAGCUUGUGACCAGCUUAGGUGGAACUGGGCAGGCAGUGCCAGUGGAAAUUGUGCAGUUUUGUUGGAAAUACAAUCAGAGCAGGCUACAGGAAUUGUUUAAAGAUGAAGGAUGUGAGGCAAAGCUCAGAUUAGAUCCAGAUGGAAAACCCUUUGUUUCUGAUAAUUCGAACUACAUCGUGGAUUUGUACUUUAAGACACCAAUACAGGAUUUAAAUGCAGCAGGAAAGGAAAUGUCAGCGUUGGAGGGAGUGGUUGAGCAUGGUUUGUUUCUUGACAUGGCUGACGAGGUCAUUAUUUCUGGGAAAGAAGGUCUGAGCAUGAAGACCAAGUGAGUUUUGUGGUGAUUUGAUUUGAGGCUUCUUUGUUUUUUAUUUAAUUGUCAGAAAUUU